AUGACGACAAGCGCGCCGAGCGCGCCGAAUAAAGGGCGCGUACGCCGCCAGGAUUGGGACUAUAUACUACGUAGUGGGCUUUCCGGAGGCAUUGCCGGGUGUGCUGCGAAAACGGCGAUUGCCCCACUCGACCGCGUCAAGAUUCUUUUCCAAGCGGCGAACCCAGAGUUUAAGAAUUAUAGCGGCCGGUGGCUCGGUGUUGUCCAUGCCGCAAGACGGAUCGUGCGGCAGCAAGGCUUUGCUGCGCUGUACCAGGGCCACACAGCGACGCUGCUGCGCAUCUUUCCCUACGCCGCCAUCAAAUACAUGACAUACGAUAUGCUGCACGCAACUUUGAUGCCUACAUCCCAAAGCGAGACGUCCACAAAAUUGUUCCUUGCCGGCAGUCUCUCUGGUGUGCUCUCCGUUUUUGUCACAUACCCACUCGAAUUGAUUCGCGUACGGCUUGCUUUUGAUACCAAAAUUGUACACCACCAAGGCAGCUUGCGCUUCAUCAUCUCCUCCAUCUUCCACGAAGGUACACAACAACAUGAGUCCCGUUCUUCCGGUGUAUCUGAACUCCUGUACCGAUUCCCACUUUUGAAAUUUUACCGCGGCUUUUUCGCUACGGUGCUGGGGAUGAUUCCAUAUGCAGGGACGUCGUUCUUGGUGUUUGGCCAGUGCAAGUCGUUUAUGUACCGCACAUUUCUUUACUGCGACUCCCAUGGCGCGCCGCUUCGCGACAAGCGGGGCAAAAAUCCGCUAUUCAACGUGAGUCGCAGUGCUGUGGAUCUGGCAUCCGGCGCAAUUGCAGGCGCAAUAUCACAAACGGCGUCGUACCCACUUGAGGUUGUCCGUCGUAGGCAGCAAGUUAGCGGGAUCCUCUCUCCAGAGCGCAUGCUCUCGCUUGGAGAUACGAUCAAAUGGAUUUACAACACGUCGGGGAUCCGCGGCUUUUAUACAGGUUUGUCGAUUGGGUACAUCAAAGUCGUGCCUAUGACGGCCAUCAGCUACGCUGUAUGGUUUGGUAUGAAACGGCAGCUGGGCAUCCUAUAG
This is a messenger RNA of Malassezia vespertilionis, 1035 nucleotides long. RefSeq names its product coenzyme A transporter (gene LEU5). The transcript is spliced from 3 exons. The record is from RefSeq and is a predicted model, not a curated record. The coding region runs from base 1 to 1035 and encodes 344 amino acids. Gene Ontology annotation, cellular component: mitochondrial inner membrane. NCBI's taxonomy places the organism in Eukaryota, Fungi, Basidiomycota, Malasseziomycetes, Malasseziales, Malasseziaceae. Gene Ontology annotation, biological process: transmembrane transport.